Molecule: messenger RNA, 2840 nt
Organism: Monascus purpureus
Lineage: Eukaryota; Fungi; Ascomycota; Eurotiomycetes; Eurotiales; Aspergillaceae
Source: the annotation of a GenBank genome assembly
AUUUACAAGUUCUUGACAUUCAAUCCGGCAUAGUUCGCAUCAUACUUCAUUCCUUGAGAUUUACAGGGAAGAAACAACGCUGGCCUCUCUUCCCUUCCGUUUCAAAGGGUCCAGCGGUGCCAAUAUGGCGCCCAUCACCCAGACGGUUCACCACCACCGUUCGACCACCAAGACCACACACAAGCCUUUCAAGAGCAGACAUGCCUCCAAGAGUGCAUUGAAAGACCAAGCCAAAGGCAAAGUCGAACAUGAGAGGGGCACCCGUAAGACGCCUCAUCAGCAGCUCAAAUCAAAACUCGAUCGGAGGAACCAGGCUCGUCAAAGACAGCAAUUGAAGCAACAGAGCAGAGCUCAGACCGUUAGCAUCUUCUCCGGCCAAAACGGUGCCCCGCGUCAUGUUGCUAUCGUACCGCUCUCCGCAGACAUUGAUGUCCCCUCCGCAAUCCGCUCCUUGAAUGAGAGUGUUGAUAUUGCCGACGAUCUCACCUUGGAGGGUGCCUCGCGUGUUCGGAUUGACCGUUUCCGGCAAAAUGUGUUGUACAUCCCCGCAAAAUAUGACCUGGUUAAUGCGCUAGAUGUGUGUCGAGUUGCGGAUUUCGUUGUACUCGUGCUGCCUGCUGAAACAGAGGUGGAGGAGGACGGAGAACUGUUACUGAAAUCGAUUGAGAGUCAGGGUAUCUCUAAUGUCCUUGCUGUUGUUCAGAACCUCAACAAGGUCGAUCCCCCGAAGAAGCGACCCCAGGUAGCAGCUUCUCGGAAAUCCUUCGCCAAUCACUUCUUCCCGUCGAUCGAAAAGGUUCUUUCUCUCGAUUCCAGACAGGAAUCAUCGAAUGUCGUUCGAUCCAUUUGCACGGCAGCACCCAAGGGAAUACAUUGGCGCGACGACCGCAGCUGGAUGCUUAUCGAGAACAUCCAGUGGCCAGAGUCUGGCUCUGAUGUGGUUGAUGAUGUUGUCCUAACCGGCGUCGUUCGCGGAAAGGGCUUGAAGGCCGACCGUAUAGCACAUAUCCCUGGUUGGGGCGAUUUCCAGAUCGACUCCAUCACCGCUGCGCCGCUACCCAAUGCACGCAGCAAGCGUGACGAUGCCAUGAAUGUGGACGGUACUGAAUCUCCCAAAGUUCUGGAUUCUCCAACGGCCGAUCGCGACGAUAUGGCAACAGUUUCCCCGGAGGAGAUUGAAAUGGACGACGAUAUGGUUUCCCUUCCUGAAACGGAACGAAAAGGUGUUCUCCUUGACGACCACCACUACUUCUCAGAUGAGGAUGAAGAUGGCUCUUACGCGCUACCAAAACCGAAGAGGCUACCUAAGGGAACUUCGGAGUAUCAGGCAGCUUGGUAUCUGGAUGACGUUUCCGACUCGGGAUCCGAUCUCAUGGACGCGGAUGAAGAAGAGGAUAUUGAAAUGGAUACUAGCGGAGCUCCCGAAGAUGGGAUAUUCCCAGACAACCGGGACGCCAUGACGGAAGCUGGACCUUCCGAGUAUCCACAGUCGGAAAUGUUCCUUGAUCCAUCUCCUGAAGACGAGGCGCAGCAACUAGAAGAAUAUCGAGCUAGCCGCAGGAAGGAAGCGAGCGAUGACCUUGAAUUCCCUGACGAAAUUGAACUACAUCCUAACGUGCUUGCAAGAGAACGACUGGCGCGAUAUAGGGGACUGAAGAACUUCAAAACAAGCAGUUGGGAGACAUCAGAGGAUCGACCCCAUGAACCAGAGGAUUGGCGUCGGCUCCUUCAGUUUGUUGAUUACAAGGGCUCCAAGAGCAAAGCCAUCCGGGAAGCCCUGGUCGGCGGUGCCAGCCCUGGGGCUCGUGUUAACGUCCAUCUCCGGGCCGUACCAUCAUCCAUGCGUAGUCGCCCACAGCCUCUAUCGCUCUUCUCGCUCCUUCGACACGAGCACAAACACACCGUCGUGAAUGUCAGCAUGUCUUUGACUUCCAAUGUCGAAGAACCCUUGAAAUCAAAGGAAGAACUCAUUGUCCAAUGUGGCCCGCGGCGUUUCGUCGUCAACCCACUCUUCUCCGCCGACGACGUUACCCCCAACAACGUCCACAAAUUCAACCGCUUCCUGCACCCAGGCCGCAGCACCAUCGCAACAUGGAUUGGCCCUCUGACAUGGGGCGCCGUACCGGUCCUAGUCUUCAAGAACCAACCCAUCCAGGACCCUGAAAUUCUCGACUCAGCUGAUAACCAACCAACUCAGAGUCGACUAGAACUGAUCGGAACUGGCACCGUCGUCGCACCCGAUCAUUCUCGAGUUGUUGCAAAGCGUGUGAUUCUCACAGGCCACCCGUUCAAAAUCCACAAGAAGGUUGUCACGAUCCGGUACAUGUUCUUCAAUGCCGAGGAUGUCAACUGGUUCAAAGCCCUUCAAUUGUGGACCAAGCGCGGUCGCAGUGGAUAUAUCAAGGAGAGUCUCGGUACACAUGGUUACUUCAAGGCUACGUUCGAUGGCAAGCUUAAUCCCCAGGAUACCGUGGGGAUCAGUUUGUAUAAACGGGUCUUUCCUCGGAAGGCGAGGUUAUUGGAAGAUCUUGUCGCUGCUUGAGCGGAAGGUGGUUUUCUUAUAUUCUUGAAACUAUCGGCGUACCGUUCUCUUGCUUUUGUGUUGUGCCAUUAGGUCUUGGAAGUCGUCUGUCGUUGUUGGGGAGAAUCUUAUGAUACGAUACCACUUGCAUGGAUUUAUGGAAUUUCCAUCUUAUCUACAAAAUUAUCUUUUUGUUAUUGAAUCUGUUUGAUACGUCGAAAAGCAUUCAAAACAAAAUCUUUAUGUAGACGGAAGAGGGUAGCUUAGGUCUUUUUAACGAGUUAUGAUUCACAUCUGUCUUCCCCUCGGAUACCAUUAU